AUGGCUGAUCAAGACAGCCACUACGAUUUCCUUGAAGAUGUCGAUGACGAGCAGUCCAUUAUCUCGACUCGCGGCUUGGAGGCAUUCGGGCGCAAAGUCACCACCACGGCCUCCCAUCUCAUGGCCCCUAAUGCCGAGGCCACCGCGCACCAUUACCAAACGGCCAUGAAGCAGGUCCACAAGCAGUUGGCUCGUCCCUCCGUACAACAGAGCGUCUUUGCCAUGGCCAGAAGGACGCCCACAGAGAUCGUGCGCUCCAGGCUCUCUACCGCCGAGAUUCAGCAUCGCGCCGUCAGCUUCCUUCCCGACGACUUGCUAUCCAACAUCCCCGAAGAUGACAAUGCCUACUCGCUGUUUCAAGGCUUCAAGGCCAGCUUCCCUGAGAUGACAGACGAGGGCAAGAAACACCGUCGCCGCGUGUCUAGGGGCAGAAAGUUGCUGGAUGACAGGGAACGAACCGGGUCCCCCGGACCUGUCGCGAGUUUGUCGUAUGUACAAAAGGAAAAGGCUGCCAUGAUGCAUGAAUUUGAGCUUCUUGGCAUUCGGAAGAGCAUGGCCAGUAGUGAGAUUCGUGAGAUAGACAACAAAAUCGCAAACUUGCAAGGCAUGCGCAAGAUUAUUUUGGAGCGACUUGCGGGUUUGGAGCAAGAAGAGGCACUUCUCGAGCAUGACAUAAUUGAUGUUGAAGGACGGUUAGAAAUAGCUCAAGCUUUAGCAGACGAAGCCGAGGUCAUUGCACGAAACACCCCGACCAAAGACGAAGUCGACCUUGUUGGCGACGCCGAUGAUCACGAUCCCGAAUUCAUGUCACAAUCCGUAUAUGACAAGCUGCCUGGCUCAACAAACAGUACACCAAGGAGACCAAAGAAGGUUCACCGUCGCAAGUCCAUGCCUAUCCUGCACGAGCAUUUCGAGGCCGGAUCCAAUAUACGGCAGCUUCGCGCGCACAAAGACACUGUAACCGCCCUGGACUUUGAUGCGCCAUUUGGCACCAUGGUGACUGCUGCUCUCGAUGAUACCGUCAAAGUUUGGGACUUGAAUGCUGGACGGUGUAUAGGAAUAUUGAACGGACACACUGCUUCUGUCAGGACAUUGCAGGUUGAGGACAACAUUCUCGCCACUGGCUCUGCCGAUGCCACUGUUCGUUUGUGGGAUUUGAGUCGGUCCAGUUAUGAUCCCCAUGGAAACAGCUACGGCAAGGAUGAGGACGAGGACGAGGAUGCCAUUGCGUUCGAAAACCCCAACGACCAGCCUAUUGAUCCUCCCGAGGACAGCAUGAACGAUUGUGAGCUAUACACCCUGCAGGCCCAUGUAGACGAGGUCACAGCAUUGCACUUUAGAGGCGACGUUCUUGUCUCUGGUUCCGCAGACAAAACAAUUCGGCAUUGGGAUCUCGAAAAGGGUCGCUGUGUGCAGACGCUGGACGUCAUGUGGGCGGCAGCUCAAGCAUCCGCCACUGCCAACAUGGACGGAGGCUGGAGACCUACCGGCCGCGCGUCAAGCAGCUCGGCCGACUUUGUGGGAGCAUUGCAGGUCUUUGAAUCAGCACUAGCAUGUGGAACGGCCGAUGGCAUGGUACGGUUGUGGGAUCUGCGAAGCGGCCAAGUUCACCGCAGCCUUGUAGGACACACUGGUGCCGUGACAUGUCUUCAAUUUGAUGACGUGCACCUUGUAACUGGCAGCUUGGACAGAAGUGUCAGGAUAUGGGAUCUCCGUACAGGCGCCAUCUUCGACGCCUACGCAUACGACAACCCCAUCACAAGCAUGAUGUUCGAUACUAGGAGAAUAGUGAGCGCUGCGGGAGAAGACGUGGUCAAGGUGUACGAUAAAGUUGAAGGCAGACAGUGGGACUGCGGCGCAGGCAUCACCGAGGAGGGCAAGAAUCCCGGCGUCGUAGAGCAUGUGCGUAUUGACCAGAACUCUUUGUUCAUCUGUGCUAAGGAGUCUACUGUCGUAUGA
This is a messenger RNA of Metarhizium acridum CQMa 102, 1959 nucleotides long. The record is from RefSeq and is a predicted model, not a curated record. Lineage: Eukaryota; Fungi; Ascomycota; Sordariomycetes; Hypocreales; Clavicipitaceae.